UGCUUUGGCAUUUCUCCGGGCUGGGAAGGGUUGACCUUGUUCUGCUUGGGGGAUUGAAUUUGAAACCCUAGGAAGGAGAAAACCGCUGUAAUGUUUGUCGUUCUACACAUUUCUCUCUGCAGCCAAAUCCUCCAUUAAUGAACAUUAGCAUGCACGCAUGCCCUCUAUAAUCCUCACUCUACCUGAUAGAAAUCAUUCCUUUUUUAUAACCUUUUUAGAUAAGUCAGAGAGAGAUUGGAGAUUGAACGCUAAUCUUUCUCUGCGUCACCUCUGUCUUAUUCUGGUUAUAGAGAGACAAGAAAGAACAAGGUUUUUCUUUUGUUUUUGUGUUUUGGGGUUUGGUUUGGGCUUUUGUUUUCAAUUAUUAUAGCUAUAUGAUUUUGUAUAAGUUAGUUUUUUUCCCCUCCCUUCUGUUUUGAUGGAUGUUUGAUGGUUAAAGAGAGUGUUUUGAUUGAAAUUAGAAUCGGGGUUUGUACUUAAAGCUUUGAUUUUGAAGGGUUUCUUCUCUCUAUAUUAUCUGAGAAUCUAUCAAAUGGGAAAGCCAACUGGGAAAAAGAAGAACCCGAAUUCACCCAGAGCCGUUGACGCCAAUGGUAAGCAGAGUAAACCCACGACGGAUCGGACAUCGAAGGCCUUCGAUGAAGACACAGCAAUGUUUAUCAACAUGGCGCAAGAGCUCAAAGAAGAAGGGAAUAAACUCUUUCAGAAGCGCGACCACGAAGGCGCCAUGUUAAAGUACGAGAAAGCUGUCAAGCUGCUUCCCAGAAACCACAUCGACGUCGCUUAUCUUCGAAGCAACAUGGCCGCUUGCUAUAUGCAAAUGGGUCUAGGUGAGUAUCCUCGAGCUAUCAAUGAGUGUAAUUUAGCUUUAGAGGUUUCGCCCAAGUAUAGCAAAGCUUUGUUGAAAAGAGCUAGGUGUUAUGAGGCUUUGAAUAGAUUGGAUUUGUCUUUGAGGGAUGUUAAUAUUGUUUUGAGUAUGGAACCCAAUAAUAUGACGGCGUUGGAGAUAUUGGAGAGCGUUAAAAAGGCUAUGACUGAGAAGGGUAUUAACUUUGACGAGAAAUUAAUUAGUUUGGCUAAUGUAGAGCAGAGUGGUGCCGCCCGUUUGCGUAAGGUGGUGAAGGAGAAGGUAAAGAAGAAGAAGAAGAAUGAUAAAGAGGUGAAGAGGAAGAUAGAGGACCAGGAUAAGAUAGUUGUGGAGGAGAAGAAGGUGAGUUCUGUUAUCAAGGACAAAGAGGUGGUAAUGAAAACUAUUGAAAAAGAGAAGGUGCUUACAAAGGAUGUUAAAGAGGAGAAAGUGAUUACCAAGACAGUGAAGUUAGUCUUUGGGGAGGAUAUCAGGUGGGCACAGUUGCCUGUGAAUUGUAGUGUUGGACUGCUGAGGGAUAUAGUCAGAGAUAGGUAUCCUGGCUUGAAGGGUGUCCUUAUGAAAUAUAGGGACUCAGAGGGAGACUUGAUUACAAUCACUACUACAGAAGAGCUAAGGCUGGUAGAAUCGUCAAGUGAUUCUCAAGGGUCGCUUAGGUUCUAUGUUGUUGAAGUUGAGCCUGAUCAAGAACCAGCUUAUGAGGGGAUGAGAGUUGAAGAGGAGCUGCACAAGAUUGAUAAUAAACCAAGUGAUGCUGUUGAGAAUGGGAAUGUUGGGAAAGGUGUAGAUGUUGAAAAGGGACCAAUUUCCAUAGACGAUUGGAUUAUCCAAUUUGCACGGUUGUUCAAGAACCAUGUUGGCUUUGAUUCUGAUUCAUACUUGGAUCUUCAUGAACUAGGUAUGAAAUUAUACUCAGAGGCAAUGGAGGACACUGUGACAAGUGAAGAAGCACAGGAAGUUUUUGAUAUUGCUGCAGAUAAGUUCCAAGAAAUGGCAGCUUUGGCUUUGUUUAAUUGGGGAAGUGUUCAUAUGUCCAAGGCAAGGAAACGGGUGUUCUUUUCUGAAGAUGGUUCGAGGGAGUCUAUACUUGCACAGGUUAAGAAUGCAUAUGAGUGGGCAAAGAAAGAAUAUUACAAGGCAGGAACAAGAUACCAAGAAGCUUUAAAAAUUAAACCAGACUUCUAUGAAGGUCUUCUUGCACUUGGGCAACAGCAGUUUGAUGGAGCGAAGCUUUGUUGGUAUCACGCCAUUGGAAGCAAGCUGGAUUUAGAAAAUGGGCCCUCUGAGGAGGUCCUGGAUCUUUAUAACAAGGCUGAGGACUGCAUGGAGAAAGGUAUGCAGAUGUGGGAAGAGAUGGAGGAGCAGCGUCUAAACGGGCUUUCCAAAUUUGACAAAUACAAAGCCCAGUUGCAGAAAUUCGGGUUGGAUGGGCUAUUGAAAGAUGUAUCUGCCGAAGAAGCUGCAGAGCAGGCAGCAAAUAUGAGUUCACAAAUAUACCUCUUAUGGGGUACCAUGCUCUAUGAGCGCUCUGUUGUGGAAUAUAAGCUAGAGCUACCCACUUGGGAAGAAUGUUUAGAGGUUGCAGUUGAGAAGUUUGAACUUGCUGGUGCUUCUCCUACAGAUAUAGCUGUUACGAUAAAGAACCAUUGUUCCAAUGAAACUGCUCUUGAAGGAUUGGGGUUCAAAAUUGAUGAGAUUGUACAGGCGUGGAAUGAGAUGUAUGAUGUUAAGAGGUGGGAGACUGGUAUUCCAUCUUUCAGGCUGGAGCCAUUGUUUCGUCGGCGGGUUCCAAAACUUCAUUAUAUGUUGGAGAAUGUUUGAUUUUUUGUUGAUGAUAGUUGAUUAUUCUUUAGGAGCAUCGGCAAUGCUUCAGUUUUCAGUAGUUCAUCUUUCCAAAUGCUAUGUUUCUACCAAGUAAGAUAGGUCAAUUGUUCUUGUGAAUUGUUUUCUAUCCUGAGAUUGUUGUUUGCUUUGGAGGCGAAUAACAGAAGUAUGUCUAAGUUUCUGUUUUGGGAUGAACCUGAGUUUGUGAUUGGAUUUUCAAGGUUUUUGCCAAAAGCAAGUUGUUGAGCUGGUUAUAUCAUACUUGUGAUUUUUAUAGUUUUUGUUUUUGCCCCCUUCUAUAGUAUAGUUUCUGUAAUUCACAAGUUGAAAUAGUGGUAUAUGAUUGAUUUGUUCAUUCCAGAGAAUAAGUGGUAAAUACAGAAGGUUUGUUUUUCAUACGGGCUUGGCGCCUGUUAUAGAUUGUUAGCUUGUCUUUCUGUAACAAUUUGUUGGUUUUCUAAGGAAUAAAGCAGUGUUCUUCCGUA
Molecule: messenger RNA, 3177 nt
Organism: Hevea brasiliensis (rubber tree)
Lineage: Eukaryota; Viridiplantae; Streptophyta; Magnoliopsida; Malpighiales; Euphorbiaceae
Product: protein PHOX1
Exons: 3
Coding region: 533-2689 (718 amino acids)
Molecular function (GO): protein binding
Source: RefSeq, a predicted model, not a curated record